Molecule: messenger RNA, 1100 nt
Organism: Camelina sativa (false flax)
Lineage: Eukaryota; Viridiplantae; Streptophyta; Magnoliopsida; Brassicales; Brassicaceae
Source: RefSeq, a predicted model, not a curated record
UCCCAAAAUUAUUAACAAUAAAUACUCUCACUUCAUCACAAUCAUCAUCUGCUGUCACCACACAACACAACAACACAACCAAAAGAGUUACUACUACUCUCUCUAAUCUCCGAUCAACCCACGUCGUCUCUUCUCUUUAUCACUAAUGGGUAAUUGCUGCGUCAGCUCCGGCACCACCGAUGAGGAAAACGAGAAUGUUGCCGACAAGAACACGACCAUUGUCGAAGAAGAGACAGUAGUCAAAGAAGUCUUGUCUGAGACAACUUUGUUAACUCCUUCUUCUAGUUUCCACGCUUCGACGAUCAAAGAUCCGGUGAAGAACAAGAUCCGAGACGAUGAUGAGAAGAAAAAACCCGGGUUCUUGAAAACUGGUUCAGACCCGGUUAUGAUCCGACCCGGUUCGAUUGAUCAUGAAGAAGGCUCGGAGGUUUCGGAGAUUUGUAGCUUGAGUCUGAGUGAGAGUGUGUCUUCGACGGUCGUGACGAAUGGUUACGAUGAGGAGGACGUGAUGAUGAAACAGAGGAAGUCUCAGAGAUCUCCGGCGAAGACUCGGACCCGGGUCACGGGUAACAAUAAUUACCCGACCCGGAGAACCGAUCAAUCUCCACGUAAGAGAAACAACGGUACGUGCAAUGGAGCGAGAUACGGGUCGGGUGUGAGAGACCCGGGUGAGAGAUCCGGAAGAAGGUCGAGAUCGCCGGCGACGAAUAGAUCGGUGAUGGAUCCGAAUCAGAAUAGUCGGGUGGGUGGGGCGAGGACUAGGAAGAACAAUCAGUCUCCGGGUCGGGUUAGACAAGAUCCUAAUAAAAACGGGUUGGAUCAAGAGCAGCAUCAGAAUUACGGUUAUACCACUGAGGAGUUGUUAGAGAACCCGCUUGUUUCGUUAGAGUGUUUCAUAUUUCUCUGAAAAAAUAUAAGAACGAAUAUUCCGGGGAAUCAUUUAUUCUCAUUUUGACAUUUGGAUUUGUAAAAUUCGUAAAAGCUACUAAAAUUACGUUACCUCUGUAAUUCUUCAUUUGUGUGUUCUACUUUUUUUUUCUGCUGAUUAAAAAAUUGUAAUUUCGGUUGAAUGAUGAAUAUGGUUAUAUGUUUUUUUGUUC